CAUAUAGAGUAAUUCAAAGACAAGGUUUGUAUAAUCCAGCACUAAGAAAAUAAAUUGAUGUGUUUUCUGGAAGGUUUGACUACAGAGUGAUGUAUACGUUUGUUUGUACAGGUGCCAUUUUCAAAUUGCUCAAAAACAUGCAAGCCUGGUUUUUCCAAAAAACAUUCUGAUAUCGCCUGCUGUUAUAAGUGUAUAGAGUGUGCUGAAGGAUACUACACUUCUGAAGCUGACAUGACUGAAUGUUCAAAGUGUCCUAUCUACCAGUGGUCAGAUAAUGGAAGUUCUUACUGUACAAACAGGACAACUCAGUAUUUAGAAUGGAAAAACCCAUAUGCUGUAUCACUUAUGAUUUUUGUAGCCAUUGGCAUUGUUGCUGUGUUAUUAAUAGUCAUUCUGUUUAUAAAGCACAGAGACACUCCAGCAGUUAAAGCAGCCGGGGGUAAUUAUACAUAUCUGUUGGUUUCAUCCUUAUUACUUAGUUUGAUGAGUACUAUCUUUUUCAUUGGUCAGCCAAGUAAUAUUUUCUGCCAAAUCAGACAACCUUUCUAUGGUAUCAGUUUUACCCUGUGUGUUUCUGGCAUCCUAAUAAAAUCUUUACGGAUCCUUUUAGCCUUUGAGUCAGGUAAAAGAGGACACAAAGUAGUGGUUUACCAACCAAUAAUUAUUAUUUGCACAUCGACUUUUCUUCAGAUUUGCAUUUGUGCAAUAUGGCAGGCUGUAAAAAGUCCUUUCUUGAGUGAAAGCAACUCAGUGCCUAAGCUCCAUAUUUUGCAAUGCAAUGAAGGUUCCUAUGUGGCUUUUAGUGUCAUGCUGGGAUAUAUUGGAUUGCUUGCUUUUAUAUGCUUCAUAUUAGCCUACAAAGGAAGGAAGUUGCCUAAGAAAUACAACGAGGCCCGAUGUAUCACCUUCAGCAUGCUCACAUACAUGUUUGUAUGGAUUGCCUUUAUCCCUAUAUAUAUGAAUACCAGUGACAUGUAUGUGUCUGCAGUACAGGUUUUUGCUAUUUUGGCUUCUGUUUAUGGUGUUAUCUUCUGCCACCUUUUGCCUGUAUCAUAUAUUGUACUUUUCAAAGGAAACACCAACAACACAGAAAGGUACAUGAACAGCAUCCGUGCAUUUUGGAUUAAGAAACCAGAAAUUUCACUUCCCCAAAAUAAAGUGUUUUAUACUACACAUUCUAAUUCUAUACUAAGGAAACGGCGCAAGAGUUUUUAAAGAUUCAAAAUCCUCUACUGACCUGCUCCUCAACUCCUCUCUCAUUCCCUCCCCACACAUUCGCAUUCAAGACUUUGCAAGA
Molecule: messenger RNA, 1297 nt
Organism: Xenopus tropicalis (tropical clawed frog)
Lineage: Eukaryota; Metazoa; Chordata; Amphibia; Anura; Pipidae
Product: G-protein coupled receptor family C group 6 member A-like
Exons: 2
Coding region: 232-1215 (327 amino acids)
Biological process (GO): G protein-coupled receptor signaling pathway
Cellular component (GO): membrane
Molecular function (GO): G protein-coupled receptor activity
Source: RefSeq, a predicted model, not a curated record